AUGGACACCUUCCCCACCACCUCGACGUCCCAAAUCGACCUCCACUCGUUGGAAUACGACCUUGCCCAGCUGUCUCGCGCUGUCGACGCCGCCAUUGCUGGAAAGGUCAUUCAGCCUGAGCCAGUCUGCCCCAACCACUUCCACGUGCACACACUCACCAUCCAAGCGACGCCCGCCACGCCAGUCCGCUUUGAACAGUACCCCGAUGGACCGCGCGAUAACCCCAAUGCAACUGUCUUCGAAGCUAUUUUCAACAGCGUCAAGGCCGCAAAGGAGUCAUGCGUCCCCCUCGUUCUCUCCAUCCCCGGCCCGAAGCUAUUCCAUAUUCCCCCAUUCGACCAGAAGAACAUCUCGCGCCAGUCACAGGCACUCAGCGGCCGCUCGCCCGACGUCUUCCUUCCCACCACCCACGGCAAGACGCGCCCCUUGAUUCGCCUCCGCUCAUUGCCUAUUCCGAGAGGCCAAGUGGGAACGAACUUUUACGUGUCCGCCACAGGCUGGGAUAUUGGGUACUGGCUCCAUGCGGCACUUGCUCUCGACCCAUCCCAGCAGGCGACGAGGAAGGGAAACUAUCGCGACGAGCAUGAACGCGUCCAUCUCCGCACUGGUGUGAGUGUCAUAUGGCUCCCAGCGACUGAGGAGGGUGGCGACCCCGAGCUCAAGCUCAUCGUCACCGUGGACGUCUACCUGGAUAUGGAGGUGAUUGAGAUUCCUCUCUCACCAGUCGGUACCGACCUUUUCAGCUUGGUUCUUGUUGCCGUCCUCCCCGCCGAGGCCAGCAGGCCCGCGACCGAGAGUCGCGCUAGUGCAUUACAACAGUUCUACGAGUCGCUCCGCCCUGCCCCGGACCUUCCUCUCGGAUUUGACGCCCGCCUUCUGCAGCCCAAUGAAAUGGCCUUGAAGCUUCUUCCCUUCCAGACACGCACUCUGGCACUCCUGCUGGAACGCGAAGGUGCACCCAUCGCUGGCGAGGUCAAGGAGCUCAAGUCCGCACACCAGUGGUCCAAGAUGCACUUUGAGGGCUUUGGCGAUUACGCGUUCCAGCGCCUGACUGGUCGCCUUGUCAAACUCACUUCCAAUCGCAAGGGCAAGGACCGCGAGACUGCGUGUGGCACGGACGGAGAGCUGGACGCUCUUCCACAUUUGUUCAACCUCGGCAACGUCCGUGGGACAAUGCUGUGCGAGGAAAUGGGUCUUGGAAAAACCGUCGAAGCCAUCGCUCUCAUGCUGCUGCACCGUCACCCUCUUUCUGUUACCCGCCCUCCGGCCGGCGCCUCGGCAGAUGUCCCCACGUCCUCGGUUAUUGACCUUCGCACGUUACCAGCAUCCUAUGGCCACCCUAAAGUCAAGGCUUGGCUUCAAGCAGAGCACACGGCGUUUGACGGAACUACCUCUUGGUCGGAAGAGUCACAACUGCAUGUCGCAGAGGUGGCAGCCACGCUUGUAGUGACACCAUUACCCUUGCUCAAGCAGUGGGUGACCGAGAUGCGUACGCACGCACCUGGUCUACGGAUCGGCGUCUACCCCGGAUGGAAAGUCUUGAUCUCGCAAAUCGCAGCCAAGCGUAAAGAGACGGCCAAGGAGCGCGAGAAGCACGAGGCUCAAAAGCUCAAGCGCAAGAACGUCAAGUUCCGCAACAAGACCCGGACCAAGUACUCCCGCGGUCACGACGGCUCCAAGGUCAAGGUUGAGCUGGAGAGCGAAAGCGAGAGCGAGGACGAAGUUAUCGCCUCCUCUACUCCAGAGGACAGCCUUCUCGACCUUGUUCAGCGUGCGUGGCUCGACUACCUCCGCGGCCACGACGUCAUCAUCACCACAUACCAGACUCUUGGAGACGACCUGGCCGUGGCCCAUCCUGCUCCAAUCCGCAGUCGCCGCUCUACAGCCAAAUACAACAUUGAGGAGCGCCCUCGCAGUCCGCUGGUCAUGGUCGAGUGGUGGCGCGUUAUCAUGGACGAGGUCCAGCUUCAGGGUGAUCAAAGCGCAGCGGCCGAGAUGGUUUCGCUCAUCCCGCGCAAGUGCUCGCUUGCAAUGUCUGGUACGCCAGCGCGCAAUGACGUUCACGACCUCAUGGGCUCGCUGCGGUUCCUUCGUGUUCCCCACGCCGCCGAGCGCCAGAUUUGGCACCGUCUCUUGCAGGAUGAGAACCGCCUCGUGUUCCACGGUCUCUUCCAGGCGCUCUCUGUGCGCACAACCAAGGUCGAGGUGGCUGGCGAGUUCAACCUUCCUCACCAGACUCGCUUUGUCGUGCCCAUCGAACUCUCCGACAUUGAAAUGCACUACUAUCUCGACACGCUAGACCGCCAGCAAGACCGUCUCCGCCGCAACGAUCGCGAUGGCCGGUCAUUUGACCGUUCAGUCUUCUUUUCAUCACUCCGUCACCUCCGCCAGAUCUGUACCCAUAUCCAGGUCGGAGCUCUGCAGCGCGGCGCCGCCAACCCCGUCGAUCGCGCAGACCGUAUCCAACUCGGACGUAACUUGAUGAACAUGGACGAGGCGCUCAAGAAGAUGCGUGCCGACAACGAGGCCGCCCUCGUCACCCAGAUUCGUAACCAGAUGCGCCACAUGAUCCUCAAGGCCCAGCUCAUGGUGCUUGACGACACUGACGACUUGCGUCACCUCAAGGCACUGUCCCUGUACGAGCGUGCGCGCACUCAAGGCCAAAGGAUCCUCGACCCUGCUCGUGCGGCACUCAAUUCACUUAUCGGUGACCGUGAGGACAGUGUGGACGACGAGGCUGCGCUACGUAGCGCGUCGCAAGCCGAGCGCGACCGCGCCAGGCAGUUGAUGACGGCAAGGCAGGCGAUCCGAGAGACUCUCCUCCUCAUCCACCAGAGUUGGUUCCUUGAGGGAGACGUCCGCCACGUCGAAAAGGAGGAAGACGCCGAGGUGGUCGCGUACAAGAUGGCCGAGGACCUGCGCAAGGACAUUCUCGCCCGCCCACUCAAGCUAGCGUACAAGUAUGUCGAAGGAAUGUGCAAGACGAUGGAGGAACACCCGGCCAUCGAGUCCCUCGACAACCUGUACACAUCCAACACGCGCUACCGUGGCGGUAUUUCCACCCAUGACGCCGUGAUCGAGGCCAACGCGCUGUUGCGUAUUCUCAAUGACAACGCCUCGCUCGUCUUCAACUGGCGUGCAAAGGUCAUCAAGCUCCUCCAAACCCCACUCGAGGCCGAGGAAGACGCUGUUCCCGCGCCUGGUCAAGGUCAAGAUGUCGAGAACCCCGAAGAAGAGUACUAUGCCGAGGCGCUCAAGGCCCAAGGUGACGUCGAAGCAUACCUUACAGCCUACGCUGCAGUUAUUGCAGACCGAAAGGAAUUCCUCCUGGAGCAGCGUACUGCCCUUGCGGAGCACGAGGGCGAUCUCAAGAAGAAGCGUGUCACCAACCGUGCCAAGGAGGCAGAGCUCAAUGCUGCGCCCGUGGAACUCUCGGACGUCGAUGAUCUCACUCUCAAGCUCAUGCUCGAGCGCCAGGCAUUCCGCGACAGGCGUAACGAAGAGGACUGCACGCGCCCACUGAAGGCUAUCCUCAUCGACAUUUCCAAUGUCGUUCACAGUGGCGCGCGCGUCGAAGAGGUUGAGAUGGCCAAGGAGACGUCGAGCGCGCUCCGCAAGUAUAUCAACCAGCAGACCGAGUUUGUCGACAAGCUCUACAAGGAGCUCGACGUGCUGCGAGCCACAUUCAACAAGCGUGUCAUGUACUUUGCCUCGCUCCAGGAAAUCUCGGACUCGGUCGCGGCGCCCAUGUUCAAGGAUUUGCGCAAGGACAUUGCGGAGGCAGACCGCCAGAUCACCAGGCUCGAGGGCGACAUUGCGCGCAACACUGUCAAGGGUCGCUACUUGUCGUACCUCGACAAUGGCAACGGGGAGCGUGACGUCCACGAAGAGUGCUCCAUCUGCUUUGGUACUUCCGAGGACAAGCAUGCCGUCCUCCUCGCAUGUGGCCACGCGUUCUGCGUCUCGUGCUUCCGCGAGUACCGAAAGGCGGCCUACAUUGGACGCAAGUGCGCCACGUGCAAAGCGGACAUCAAUGAACGGCAAUUCACCAAGAUCCGCAUUCGCCACGAUGAUCAGGACGCUGCUGGCGAGUCGCAAGAUGCCGCCGAGGAUGAGGAGGAGCAGGACCAGCUCAGUGACGAUGCCGAGCGCGCCGCGCGCAUGGCAGACCUGAACAAGCUCAACAUGCUUCCCGAGGAACGCCAGCGUGAGAUCAUGGCGAUGGACAUGAUGGGCGAGUACGGCUCCAAGAUCAACUUCCUCAUCAAGCACCUCCUGUACACUCGCCUCCUCCAUCCCGACACCCGCCACGUGGUCUUUUCUAACUGGGCCGACUCGCUGCACAUCGUCGAGCGUGCCCUCCGCGAAAACCGUAUUCGCUUCGUCUCGUUUGACUCCAACUCGAAGAAGAACGACGUGGUGGAGCAGUUUCACUCGGACCCGACCAUUUCAGUCUUCCUGCUUCACGCCGAGCGUGAAAGUGCCGGUCUGACUCUGACCUCGUGCGGCGUGGUGCACCUCCUCGAGCCUGUCCUGCAGCACAGUUUCGAGCUUCAAGCCAUCGGCCGUGUCGACCGGCUCGGCCAGAAGAAGCAGACCGAGGUGUACUGCUACGCGACCAUGGAGACGGUCGAGGCACGCAUCCUAUCCCAAGGGGUGCGGAACGGCACGUCCAUCUACCUUGCCGACAAGGACGCCGACGCCCGUGUGGUGGAGGCCAUGCCGAACGUCGCCUCGGCCGCCAGCCGUGGGGGCGACCUGGUGCUUAACACGGACGACGCGGCCGCAACUGCUCAGAUGCUGAGCCUUAUUAUGUAG
Messenger RNA from Apiotrichum porosum, 4818 nucleotides. RefSeq lists its product as uncharacterized. The transcript has 3 exons. The coding region runs from base 1 to 4818 and encodes 1605 amino acids. NCBI's taxonomy places the organism in Eukaryota, Fungi, Basidiomycota, Tremellomycetes, Trichosporonales, Trichosporonaceae. Gene Ontology annotation, molecular function: ATP binding; ATP-dependent chromatin remodeler activity; ubiquitin protein ligase activity. Gene Ontology annotation, biological process: protein polyubiquitination; DNA damage response. Gene Ontology annotation, cellular component: nucleus. The record is from RefSeq and is a predicted model, not a curated record.